AUGGAUGAAGCAUUUAUUUUAGCAGAAAAGGCAUAUGAAAAUUUAGAAGUUCCUGUAGGAUGUGUUUUAGUAUAUAAAAAUGAAAUAGUAGGACGUGGUUUUAAUGAUGUUAAUCGAACAAAAAAUCCCACAAGACAUGCUGAGAUGGUUGCAUUUGAUGAUCUAAGAGAAUGGUGUAAAGAUAAAAAUAUAAAAGUAGAAGAAAUUGCUAAAUCACUUGAAUUGUAUGUAACAUUAGAACCAUGUAUUAUGUGUGCAUCAGCAAUGAUACAAUUAGGAAUUAAAAAAAUUGUAUUUGCUGCAUCAAAUGAACGUUUUGGUGGUAUUCAUAGUGUCUCAAAUAUAAGUAAUUAUGGACCUACAAAGAAUAGUUUUAUGAUAUUUUCUAAUAUUGAUGAGGAACGGGCAAUUUCAUUGUUAAGAAAAUUUUAUGACAGAGAAAAUGUAAAAGCGCCAGAAGGAAAAAGGAAAUUAAAAAAAAUAUAA
Messenger RNA from Strongyloides ratti, 486 nucleotides. RefSeq names its product tRNA-specific adenosine deaminase 2. Gene Ontology annotation, biological process: tRNA wobble adenosine to inosine editing. NCBI's taxonomy places the organism in Eukaryota, Metazoa, Nematoda, Chromadorea, Rhabditida, Strongyloididae. The coding region runs from base 1 to 486 and encodes 161 amino acids. The transcript has a single exon. The record is from RefSeq and is a predicted model, not a curated record. Gene Ontology annotation, molecular function: tRNA-specific adenosine-34 deaminase activity. Gene Ontology annotation, cellular component: cytoplasm; nucleus.